AAAUAAAGGUUAUUUAAGACGAAGGCCGCAAACUUCAAAAUGUUACCCAUUUCGUGAACCUUAUGUGCGUGGUGGCAACGCUUUAGUAUUUUUCUUAUCAUAAUAUACGAAAACAUCAAUACAAGGCAUGGGAUACAUGUCCCAUCCCUAUUGAGGAUUCUCAGUUUGUUUUGGUUUUGAAAAUGGAGCACGCGACAAAUGACUUGAAGGAGUUUAUCACGGACCUGGUGAUUCCACACCAACGCUACAGUGUGAACAUUAACCCGGACCACAUCACCAUGCUGGAUGGCACCAAAAUCAAGAAGCAGCUUUCACGCAAACGCCGUCCAAACAAAUCGUCGACGCUAAGCCGCAAGGAAUAUGCCAAACUUGGAUUAAAUACACUCCCGACCAAGCAGAUGAAAUACGAGGAGGCCUUGCCACUUCAUAAUCUCUGGAAGGGAUAUGUCCGGGAGCAUCUGGAGCUGAGGGAAGGAGACGAGGUGCCACAAGUUCAUGAUCCUCGUUACGAGGAGUUCAGCAAGCAGCUUGUUAAACUGGACUUACAUGGCGCCAAGCUAAAAGUCCUGCAAUCCAAAUGUCGCACGCUAGAGAAUCUUUCUGGAAUAUGUGUCAUGGACACCAAGAACGUUCUGAAACUCCUCGGCGAGGACCACCGGAUUAGAACAAUUCCCAAGAGCGAGUGCGUUUUCGGCUUAAAAGUGGGCAACAUGGAUUUCACCAUUUUCGGACAGCACCUGAACAUUCGACCUGCCGAGCGCAGCGUGAAGAAGAUAAAGAACUUUGUGGAGCCCUUCAUGUAGGAACCUUAAACCUAUCGCUAGCCUAAGAACUGAACUGGAACCUUUUGAAUGUUACAUUUAACUUUCGAAAAACUUAUUUUAUUC
Drosophila ficusphila is the source of this 887-nucleotide messenger RNA. It is a transcript of the gene Pop4, whose product is annotated as ribonuclease P protein subunit p29. Gene Ontology annotation, molecular function: ribonuclease P RNA binding. The record is from RefSeq and is a predicted model, not a curated record. Gene Ontology annotation, cellular component: ribonuclease P complex; ribonuclease MRP complex. Gene Ontology annotation, biological process: rRNA processing; tRNA 5'-leader removal. The coding region runs from base 183 to 803 and encodes 206 amino acids. The transcript has a single exon. NCBI's taxonomy places the organism in Eukaryota, Metazoa, Arthropoda, Insecta, Diptera, Drosophilidae.